CUUUAUAGCCUAAAGUUGGGGGCGGUGCCGCAAGCAGCAGCGCGGCAGGAAGGAGACGGCGGCGGACUGCCAGCGGGCAGCGGCGCCGGCCUCUCCCCUGCGCUCCCUGGCCCGCCAUGGCCCAGCAGAGAGCCCUGCCCCAGAGCAAGGAGACGCUGCUGCAGUCGUACAACAAGCGGCUCAAGGACGACAUCAAGUCCGUCAUGGACAACUUCACUGAGAUCAUCAAGACCGCGAAGAUUGAGGAUGAGACGCAGGUAUCUCGGGCCACUCAAGGUGAACAGGACAAUUAUGAGAUGCAUGUUCGAGCCGCCAACAUCGUCCGAGCUGGCGAGUCCCUGAUGAAGCUGGUGUCUGACCUCAAGCAGUUCCUGAUCCUCAAUGACUUCCCGUCAGUGAAUGAGGCCAUCGAGCAGCGCAGCCAGCAGCUGCGUGCGCUGCAGGAGGAGUGCGACCGGAAGCUCACCGCCCUGCGAGACGAAGUCUCCAUCGACCUCUACGAGCUCGAGGAGGAGUAUUACUCGUCCAGCUCGAGCCUUUGCGAAGCUAAUGACCUGCCUCUGUGCGAAGCUUACUGGAGGCUGGAUCUCGACACAGACUCCGCUGAUGGCCUCUCUGUCCCUCUGCUGGAGUCCCCGGAGCCCAGUGCUGGCCCCCUGCAGGCUGCAGCCCCUGCCCACUCCCACGCCAGUGGCCCUGGGCCCACAGAGCACGCCUGAGCCUUGGGGCUGCCCUCCCCGCCCCUGGCUUCUCAGGAACCAAACCAGGGCUCCCUCUGAGUGCCCAGCACGGCCUCACUUCUUCCAGCCCUGGUUCUCCCUGGGGGACUGCAGGAUCCCGGAGCCACUGUGGCCUCCUUGGGAACCUCAUCAGCCCAGGGUCAUCCCAGCCAGGAUGGCUGAGAAAAGCUGUUUCUCUGGCCACUUCCAGGUGCCCAUCCCUCUAGUCAUCUUCCUCCACUGCCCUCCUGGCCAGCCAGGUGGAAGGAAGUUUCCAGGACGUGUCUGACAUGGGGAAGACCUGACCUGAGCAUGUUGUUUGAACUUGGGAGGGGCUGUGCGUGGACAGUGUUAGCCAAGCCCAGUCUCCCACCCUCCGGGUAGAGCUCCUGAGCAGAGUCCCACCCGCUGCCUCUUGCCCUGAGCUGCAAACAUCCGUGCCACGGGCUGACUGCCCCAGUAGGGCCAAGUGAGGGGGCCGCGCGCACUCUUGUGGAAGCCAGGCGGGGGCUCCUUCCUAACCUCUGCUGACAUACACGUUCUGGUUAUCUUUGUAAUGAGACUUUUGAAUAAAAAACCUUUUGCACUUA
This is a messenger RNA of Lemur catta (Ring-tailed lemur), 1309 nucleotides long. RefSeq names its product mediator complex subunit 22 (gene MED22). The record is from RefSeq and is a predicted model, not a curated record. The transcript has 5 exons. Bases 117 to 719 code for a protein of 200 amino acids. NCBI's taxonomy places the organism in Eukaryota, Metazoa, Chordata, Mammalia, Primates, Lemuridae. Gene Ontology annotation, molecular function: transcription coregulator activity. Gene Ontology annotation, cellular component: mediator complex. Gene Ontology annotation, biological process: regulation of transcription by RNA polymerase II.